AUGUGGGACUCUGUUGUUCUUUCCUGUCAAACCGGAGCUGCGGGUGUGCCGGUUCCCGUCUCACUCCUGGCUGAGCUGGCUGAGCAUGGGGCACACCAGGCCACCCGCAGGCAGAAAAAUUGGUACCCGCUUUUUUCAAGCCAGCCUGAAGAUGUUGUUACAGAAACAGAAGUGAUCCACGCUUUGCCAGGUACUGACGUCACCCUGGUAUGCAGUUUCCCAAAACCACACACCACCUUCAUCGUACAGACGCAGUGGUCCAAGACUGAUGACACACAGCUUAGCAGAAUAGCUGUCUAUCACCCUGUUUAUGGCACCCAUUACUUCACCUUUCCUGAGGCUUCUUACAACUUUUCGGUGUCCUUCAGCAUGAGGAAGUGCUGCAGCUGGGAUGAGACAGAGGAUUUGUGUUCCCAUGAUCCAAAUGGCAAGUCUGAAUGCAGUUGGUGGGCUCUGCAUCUGAAAAACGUUACUGUCUCCCUUAGUGGACAGUAUGAGUGCAGUUUUGCUACUUACCCUUAUGGGAGAAAGGCUGCAAAAAUCCAACUUAUUGUCAAGGCAGAAGAGGAGCAGCAUUAUAUGAAGGAAGUGUGGUUAAACCAAACUUUAGAAAUUCCAUGCCUUGAGGAAACGGCCUCAGAAAAUUUGUCGAAUUAUCCUUUGAAAUGGCUGGUGGAGGAAGAUGGCAGGAAGGAGGAACUUGUAACCAAGGAGCCCUCCUGUCCUGCAGUGUACAGGAACAGCAGCAUGCUGUAUGGGCAAAGAGUCCACCUGGGUUUGAAUAAUGCUCUGAAGAUUUUCCCCACCAAAAUAACGGAUGAUGGCAGGGUGUUUUCCUGCCACGUGGUAUCCCAUCCGGAGAGAGUCCAGAAGAGCAGCACCACCGUGAGAGUAUUUGCCUACCCCGAGAUCUCUGUUGUCCUGCAGGAGGGCACAGCUGGCACUUCAGUGAAGCCUAACGUGAGCUGCAUCGUGAGGAAGGCAUUUCCCAAGCCAAGCCUCGUGUGGUACAUGGACAGAGAGAGCUUGAAGGAGCAGCCUGGAGGAAUUUCUGUUGAACAAGAAGACUCGCAGGACAGUGAAGGUUUCUAUCAGCUGACAUCAACGCUGGUGUUUCAAGGGACCCACCAGACAUCUAAGAUGUUCUUGUGUGCAUGUCUGUUUUCCUUCCUUGGGAAUGAAACAUGGAAUAUUUCAUCAAAAGAAAUAUUUGUUUCCUUCGACCUCCGAAAUUCAGCACUUCCAUCAGCUGUUAUGUCCACUUCAGAGCACCAGCUGACAUCUUUGGCCUCUCUGGAUUUCAGAAGUCAAGCAAGCUUGCCUCCUGCUUCCAUGACACAAGGAGCACUGAUUUCUACAGCAGAAACAAAAACCUAUGCCAGCACCACAGCAUUUAGUGAGAGUUUGACAACAGCACAUUUGAAUGAUUCCACUACUGAAUCCCCUCAAAGCCUCAGAAAUGCCACACGCUCCUCCAAAAACACAACCCUGGUGUAUC
This is a messenger RNA of Nestor notabilis (Kea), 1498 nucleotides long. It is a transcript of the gene CD96, whose product is annotated as CD96 molecule. The transcript has 11 exons. The record is from RefSeq and is a predicted model, not a curated record. Gene Ontology annotation, biological process: inflammatory response; cell-matrix adhesion. The annotation marks the transcript as partial. NCBI's taxonomy places the organism in Eukaryota, Metazoa, Chordata, Aves, Psittaciformes, Psittacidae.